GGAGGGUUCAGAGAUCUGACGCAGUGUGAGCGGCUGCCUCACUUCCACUCCCCGCUCCCAGGAAGAGACCCAGCGGCUCAGAAAGCUCCCAGAAACACACAGAUAUCCGGGGAGGGAGCUCCAGAGGACGGCGCGUUGUGGCGAUGAGGACGCACCCGCGGCACCGGACCUCGGAUUCGGGAUGAAACCCGGAGCUGUAACCGCGGUGGUUUGUUUUCAUUGUGUGCUGAGUGGCGCAGGAGAAAAGGAUGCCUCCGCGGCCACAGACACUCCUCCUGCUCCCAUCGAAAAGCUUGAUUAUUUCCCGACAUAAAGUGAAUUUUCUCUCCUCUCUGACGGAGGGUUUGUUGUUCAGGAGCGCGCUGAUUUCUGAGGCACACCGUCCGCCAUGCUGGCCGCUCCGUAUCCAUGAAAACCCUCAAUGAAAACAAGGAAGAGGAGGAGGAGGAGGGGUCCGGCUGCAACGCCAUGGAGGACAAGGAGAACAAUCUGAAAACGGCCAGGUUGUGGAGGGAUGCCGCCCUCCGCUCCAGGAAGCUGCGGAGCAACCUGCGCCAGCUCACCCUCUGCUCCAAAGACAACCAGAUCAUACUGCCGGAGGAUAUAGCCGAGAUAGAGGUACUCAAUCUGGGCAACAACUCCCUCCAGGACCUGCCAGACGGGCUGGGAUCCACCCUCAACAACCUGCGCAUCCUUGUCCUCCGCAGGAACAAGUUCACAGCUGUUCCCCGUGUGGUGUUUGAGCUGGGGCAGCUGGUGGAGCUCGACAUGAGCCACAACUGCCUGCGAAGCCUCUCUGAAGGUGUGGGUCAGCUGAAGGGGCUGAAGAAGCUAUGCAUCAGUCACAACAAAGUCCAGUAUCUGCCGGCUCAGAUCGGAGCGCUUCAGUUUUUGGAGGAACUUGACAUCAGCUUCAACGACCUGCACGAUUUCCCCAGAUCUUUGUCCAGCCUCACCAAGCUGCGCACUCUGGAUGCAGAUCACAACAAGCUGAACCAGUUCCCCCCUGAGAUCCUGGCCCUCAGCGAGCUGGAGGAACUCGACUGCUCCGGGAACAAGUUCGAGGCGUUACCAGCAGACAUCAUGAAGCUGCAGUCCGUCAAAAUCCUCUGGCUCAGCAGUCUUCACAUGUCCACGUUACCCGACACAUUCUGUCGCCUGCACAACCUGGAGAGCCUGAUGCUGGACGGGAACAACCUCACAGUGCUGCCUGCUGCUUUUGGUCAUCUGCAAACGCUCAAAAUGAUCAAUUUGUCCUCUAACGACUUUGAGAACUUCCCCCAGGUUAUUUUAAGCAUCACAGGGUUAGAGGAAAUUUACCUGAGCAGGAAUAAACUGACUCAUAUUCCUGAGGAAAUCGGGCAGCUGGUGAAGCUGGCCAACCUUUGGCUGGACAACAACAACAUCACAUAUCUGCCUGAUUCUAUCGUGGAGCUGGAGAAGUUGGAGGAACUUGUUUUACAGGGUAACCAAAUAGCCAUACUUCCUGAUAAUUUUGGAAAGCUGUCCAAAGUGAACAUUUGGAAGGUGAAGGAUAACCCUCUCAUCCAGCCUCCGUAUGAGGUGUGCAUGAAGGGGAUCCCUUACAUCGCAGCCUAUCAGAAGGAGCUUGCACAUUCGCAGCUUGCUGUGAAGCCGCGGCUGAAACUGGUCCUGAUGGGGAUGAAAAACGCUGGGAAAACCCGUCUCAGGCAGAGCGUGGUGAGCAGACAGCAGGAUGUUAAAGGAAUCCAGGGAAACAAAGGAAUUGAAGUCACUAACUGGGUGGCAGAUGCUGAUCGCUGUCUUACAUUUCUAGUGUAUGAUUUGUCAGGGAAGCAAAACUACGACCUCAUCAAACCCUUUUUUCUCUCCCCCGGUGCUCUCUACAUUCUCGUUGUGAAUCUCAAAGCAUAUUCGCCCAAGAACUUUUAUGCCCACGUCGGGUAUUUCCUCCACCUCCUCAGUGCCAAAGUACCCCACGCUGUUGUGUGCUUGGUGGGCACACAUGCAGACCAGUGUGGAGAGGUGGAGGUGGAGGAGAAGAGUCUGGACAUUCACAGACAGAUCGGCCUGCAGGAGAAGAGGGACAUCCAGAGCCUGAGGAGCCUGGCUCUGCAGGUGGACCAGGCGCUGGAGCAGGGCUACAACGUCCGCUUCUCCAGCCCUCACGUCCUCUUCUACGGAGUCUCUGACAGGAACCUGAGGCGGAGGAAAGCCCAGCUGCAGUACAUGCUGAACCACCGGCUGCAGAUCCUGUCUCCUGUGCUGAGUGUCAGCUGCACGGAGACCCAGAGGAACAUCCAGAGGCUGAGGGAGAAGCUCAUGUCUGUCGCAGACCACAGGGACAUCUUCCCCAACCUCCACCGCGUGCUGCCAAAGUCCUGGCAGAUGCUGGAGGAGUUGCACUUUAAGCCCAAAGACCUGUGGCUCUCGUGGUGGGACUCGGCCCGUCUGGGCCUCCAGGCGGGGCUCACGGAGGACCGUCUGCAGAGCGCCUUAUCCUACCUGCAUGAGAGCGGGAAGCUGCUCUACUUUGAGGACAGCCUCACCCUGAAGGAGUAUGUUUUUCACAAUCUUCCACGAUUCAUUGCAAUUCUCAACGUCUUCUUCCAGAGGGAUGAGUCCACACUGCUGGACAGGCUCCUCUCUGAGGGGGAGAGGGGGAACAAGGGGAGGGUGAGUCUGGUUAUAGAGGACGAGAAGGGAGAGAACCUCAGGGUGACCCAUCUGCAGCACCAUGUGGAGGGCUUCCUCCAACACGGCCUUUUGCCCUCCAACGUCAUCCGCCUGCUCCUCAGACCGCUCAUCCAGACCCAGCAGGACCUCCACCUCAUCAUGGAGCUUCUGGAGAAGAUGGGGAUCUGCUACUGCAUCAACAAACCCCGCAGCAAGCCUCUGAACGGAGCCACAGUGUGGUACAAGUUCCCCAGCUACGUCAGCAGCGAGGAGGCCCGGGCGGAGGCCUCGGCCGGCGGGACCCCCCUGCCUCUGUGUCACUUCUUCUCUGUGGAGCAGCUGCACAUCCAGUACAGCUUCCCUUUCCUGUUUCCUCCCGGACUGUUCGCACGCUUCAGCGUGCAGAUAAACAGCCACGUGGUUCAGAGGUCGGACGGCAGGCACCAGAUCUUCGCCUAUCGAGGUAAAGUCCCCGUGGUGAUCAGCCACCGGCCCUCCAAAGGGAAGCUACAGGCAGAGACUCUGUCCAUCGCCAGCCAGGCCUCGCUGCCCAACAUCUGGACUGCAUGGCAGGCCGUCACUCCGCUGGUGGAGGAGCUGAACGUGCUGCUGCAGGAGUGGCCCGGCCUGCACUACUCCGUACAUAUUCUCUGUUCCAAGUGCCUCAAGAGAGGGUCGUCCAGCCCACACGCCUUUCCAGGUGAGCUGCUGAGCCAGCCGCGGCCCGAGGGUCUGACCGAGCUCAUCUGUCCAAAGAACGGCUCGGAGCGGGUCAACGUGGCUCUGGUUUACCCCCCGACACCCACCGUGGUCAGCCCCUGUCUCAAGUGAGCCGAGGGCCGGCUCGUCUGUCACCAGAGCCUCCGCCUCCACCUGUGACUGUCUCCGCUGCACCGCCUCAUCAGCCUGCUUCACCCCCCCCCCCUCCCAACACACACAGCCUCAGUCCGGCUGCAUCACACUGAACUGAACCUCCAGCUGGAGCAGCACACCGGAUCUCUGAAUCUCGUUCGCGUUUCUGACGCCUCAUCACGGCGACGCCGACCUCGACGAGCACAACCUUCAGCGCUGCUGCCUUCACUGACCCACCGCGGCUCACACGUCUCAGUGUUUGGAAAGUCACUGCUGCAGUCUCCUGCCAGAACUCUGAAAGACUGUUAACGGGUGUUUGAAUCAUUUCUAACAUUUACGGAGGACGAAACUACAAACCUUUUUAACACUGAGAAACCUGUUAAAUAGUGGGCCAGACUUCUGCCACGUCUCACCUCUGGGAGGACUCUGAGGUCAGGAAAGACUGAAAUAUUCUGCAGUAUCUUUAAACGUCUGGCCCUGAAGGGAGCAUGUUGUAUUCAGGUGCAAGAAGAGUAACUUUCCACGUGUAAAUAUUUCUGCGUGCUGAAGGCGUCGGGGCUGUCGCUGUGUCCGGAGCUGAGCUCUGGUUUAAGGUCGAAACUUCUGCGGAGUGGAACUAAACACCAGCAGAGGUGCUGCACACCUGCGUUACCUUCUUCUUUCUCUGAGAGUCACAUGUUCAGACUGAUCCCACUCUCGUGUCUGUACGGUAAAUAUGAAGCUACAGCCAGCAGCCGGUUAGCUUAGCUUAGCAUAAAGACUGGAAACAGGGGGAAACAGCUAGCCCGGCUCUGUCCACAGGUAACAACGUCCACCUGCCAGAGGCGCUAAAGCUCAGUGAUGAACAUGUUAAUGUUUAGCUGCACCUGUUCUAAAGCACAGCUAAGCUAGCCAGAUGCUAAGUGACCCAGCUACAGCUCCAUGUCCACCUCUGUAACACAACUGCAGCAAUCUCCCCUCUUCCUGUACGGAGGUUUGGUUCAGCGUGAGACGAACCGAUGUAAAGUUAACGCACGACAUUUUAUGCCACGGAUGUCAGAGUUCAGUGGGGUUUGUACAGAUAUUUAUCUACACUGAGAGAUUUCAUUUCCUCACAAACUGUCCAAAACGAAAGACUGUAUAUAAAUGAAUGAAUGAAUGAAUACGAGGUGAUGUUGGUGUGUGGAAGGAAGGUGUUUUUCACGUCACGUGGUCGCUGAAUUCGUUUCUCACUGUUAAAGGAAAAUGGACGUGUGCUCUCUUUGUCUGAUGUAAAUAAUAUCUUUAUUUUUGUAUGUUGACACGAGGUGUCACCACUCGAGCUUUGACGUUAUUUCCAGUGAAUGUUGUGCAUGACUCACUGUGAGAGUGCACACGGGGUUUUAUAUGUAGCUGCUUUCAACGUCUCACAGUACAACAUGAAAUACCAAAUGCAAAUAAACCAAUAACUGGCUUUAGUACCACUGAA
This is a messenger RNA of Siniperca chuatsi (mandarin fish), 4957 nucleotides long. RefSeq names its product multifunctional ROCO family signaling regulator 1 (gene mfhas1). The record is from RefSeq and is a predicted model, not a curated record. The transcript is spliced from 3 exons. The coding region runs from base 409 to 3489 and encodes 1026 amino acids. Gene Ontology annotation, molecular function: protein binding. NCBI's taxonomy places the organism in Eukaryota, Metazoa, Chordata, Actinopteri, Centrarchiformes, Sinipercidae.